GUUCCUCGCCUGCAUUCUCCUUGGUGCGAGCCAUGGCCGUCUCCACCGACAUUUCCCCCUUCCUCAGCUACAUCGAGGAUGGGCUCAGAACGAUCGACUUCGACGGGUUGAUGCAAAGUUUGCUCGUACAAAACCUCGUCAAGGAGAUCGACACGAUGACCUCCGGGGCCCUGACGCUAGUAGUGGUCGGCAUCAUUCUCCUGGUGGAUCUGUUUACUAAGUCUUCCGGCCGAGGCGGAAAGAGCUUCUCCGCCAUUGCUGCGCAUGCGUGGCAAGAGAACAGAAAUCAAAGUCUGUUCAAUGCGACGGAGCCCAACGGACGGUCUCCCGACCCUGUGACCGACGUCCUGGACAUUCUGGCGGAUGCUGUACUGAAGUGGGAAGAACCACUGGAAAACGCCACGUAACGUUUGCUUUGUUUUAAACUAUGGAACAAAGCCCGGCGUUGAUUCGCUAGACUUUCAGAAGGAGGUAACACGACAUGUUAUUUCCAUUACUCUGAGUAUUGUAUAUAUUUAUGCCUGAGUGACAGAGUGUGACAGAGAAAGAGAAAAAGAGAGAAUGAGGAAGAGAUGUUGAUGCUAUAUUGAAGCUAUUUUUGUUCAUUCUUAUUCAUACAUUUGUAUUUAUAUGUGUAUUUAUUAAGGAAUAAAACUCAGUGACUGAUAUCACACCUA
Macrobrachium nipponense is the source of this 677-nucleotide messenger RNA. RefSeq lists its product as uncharacterized. Bases 33 to 407 code for a protein of 124 amino acids. The record is from RefSeq and is a predicted model, not a curated record. The transcript has 2 exons. Lineage: Eukaryota; Metazoa; Arthropoda; Malacostraca; Decapoda; Palaemonidae.